Penicillium concentricum is the source of this 1803-nucleotide messenger RNA. Its product is annotated as SAP domain protein. Bases 1 to 1803 code for a protein of 600 amino acids. Lineage: Eukaryota; Fungi; Ascomycota; Eurotiomycetes; Eurotiales; Aspergillaceae. The record is from RefSeq and is a predicted model, not a curated record. The transcript has a single exon.
AUGACUGACUAUUCGUCGUUGAAAGUGGCUGAUUUGAAGGCCGAGUGCAAGAAGCGCGGCGUCCCUCAGACUGGCCUCCGCCUCAAGCAGCAAUUCAUUGACAAAUUGGUUGAGCUUGACUCACAAACAAACCAGGACACGACAGAACCAGCAGCUUCAGCAGAAGAAUCCACCGAAUCACAGCCAUCUGCGCCAGAUGGUGUUUCGCAAGCAAAGUCGCAGCCCGAAGAAUCAGAGAAUGAACAGCCUGAGCAAUCAAAGAAAGAAUCAAUCACACAAACCGAGGAAACAACAGCACCCGUGUCGGUAUCGGACCCAACUCAUGAUGGACAAAUGCAGGUGGACGAGUCGACCGAAGGAGAAGCAGUUUCAGCAGCCGAUGUGAAAUCGCAAAAAGUCGAAGAUGCUGCAAAGCCUACAGAGACACAAACAGAGAAUAUUACCCCUGAAAAUGAAUACCCUACAGCUGCACCUUCCCAGCUACAAAUGGAUGAAGCAGCCCAAGGUGCGAAGGACGAGGAGGCCACAAAGGCUCAAGAAAAAUCGAUCAGAUCUGCUGCCCAAACCUCGGAGGUUGACACCGAGUUAUCGACACCUCUCCCAGUUGAAGAUGCAUUGGAGGAUACGCGCAAACGGAAACGCCGCAGCCAGAGCCCGGCUCCUACUCUGGAAGAGAUUGCGAAUAAGAAGGCUCGUGCGAAGGAAACCAGCCCGCGCGUGUUGCUGAAAGACGAUGAGGUGUCAGUUUCUCACGAUGAGGUGCUUAGUGAUUCAAAGCCUGAAGACCAAAAAGCAGCGGAGGGCCACACAGACAAACAACCUAUUGAGACACAAACAGACUCACACAAAACCCCCACCAAGCAAGACGCUCGGUUUCGCAACCUAUUCGCACCUGCCGGUGCAUCAACCCAGCCCGCCUCUCCCCCAAGAGAUAUCACAAUGCAGGAUGCGGAGACCACCCCCGCGUUGCACCCUGCAACUUCUGCCCUCUAUAUCGACGGCCUUAUGCGUCCACUCCAGCCGACUGCACUCCGCAAACACCUGGCCAGCCUCGCAUCCGCCCCCGGGACCACAGAUUCCGAUGCCAUCGUUGACUUCUAUCUCGAUGCUAUCAAGACUCACUGUUUCGUGAGUUUCACCAGUCUCGCAGCAGCCUCGCGGGUUCGUUCUGCUGUCCAUGGGACUGUGUGGCCCAACGAGCGGAACCGCAAGAAUCUCCGAGCAGAUUUCAUCCCUGACGAGAAGAUCAAGGAAUGGAUUGAGACAGAAGAGAAAUCCCGAGACCGCGCUGGCGCUGCUGCUCGUUGGGAAGUGAGAUAUGAGACGUCUGAUGACGGAACCACGGCUACCCUCGCCGAGGUGGGCACCACUCCCUCUGGACGACGUGAAUCAGGUUUCAAUCGUACUCCUCCCUUGGGCCCGCGCCGCGAUAUUGAGCAGCUUGACCGUCGCCUUUCCAACGCACCUCCCGCGGCUCCCGCGGCUCCCGCACCUCCGUCACGACCGGGGCAGGGGUUUAAGCCUCUGGAUGAAUUGUUCGAAUCUACCACUACAAAGCCCAAGCUGUACUACCUUCCCGUUCCACGUCCGGUUGCCGACAAACGUCUGGACCAAUUUGAUGAGCUGAUUAAGAAGGGCACGUUCCCACGUCGUGGUGGUGAUGAGAUGCGGCGAAUCACUUUUGAAGAUGACGAUAAGUUCGUGGACAUUGGCCCCGAGCGAUUCGGACCUGGACCUCGAGGUGGUCCCGGACCUCGUGGACGGGGACGUGGUGGACGGCGUGGGGAUUCAUGGCGCUCUUGA